Molecule: messenger RNA, 3389 nt
Organism: Neltuma alba
Lineage: Eukaryota; Viridiplantae; Streptophyta; Magnoliopsida; Fabales; Fabaceae
Product: nodulin homeobox
Exons: 18
Coding region: 162-2726 (854 amino acids)
Biological process (GO): flower development
Molecular function (GO): single-stranded DNA binding
Source: RefSeq, a predicted model, not a curated record
UGCCAUCUUCAAUUCAUCUCCGGCAUCUGCUUCCUUAACCAGCCAUUACCAUCGGCCACUUCACUCCUUUCCCUCUCAGACUACUCCAGUGCCACUGCUCACCGCCCGUCAUCUUAAGCUUCGACACUUCCUCCUUCGUAAUCCUCCAGUAAUCCUCAAGAAUGAGGCAUGCCAAGGAAGAACCAUCAACUUCCAGGGCAACUGACAUAAUAACAGCUGUGAAGGAGUUACAUGGACUUAACUCUCAGGAACUCCAUAGAUUAUUGAGGGACUCCGAAAAUUUUACUAUCACCUACCUUACUGAAAAAGGAUCACUGAUAAAGGUUGACAUGGAAAAACUUGCAGGGUCUCUUCCACUGCACCUUACUGCAUUGCUAAUCUCAUCUGAUAGGGAUGAAAAAAUGUUCAAAUACUUGUUAUGUGGUCUUCGUCUCCUCCAUUCCUUGUUUGAUUUAGCCCCUCGGCACUCUAAACUCGAGCAGAUAAUGCUGGAUGAUGUGAAAGUAUUGGAACAGCUGAUUGAUUUGGUUUUCUACAUGUUAGUCGUUCUUGGUGGUUACAGACAGGAAGGGCAUGCUUUUAGUCCUAAGUACCUUUUGUAUUCAGCUCUUGUAGCAUGCAAUUUAUAUUUAUUAACGGGGUUUAUAUCGGCACAAUGGCAAGAUCUUGUACAUGUAUUGGUUGUGCACCCUAAGGUUGACUUAUUUAUGGAUGCAGCCUUUGGAUCAGUUCGCAUGGUAGUUAGGUGCCUUGAGAUUACACUUUCAGCUUACCAUAAAGAUUUAUCCUGGGAAUCACAUUUGACUUCAGAACGAGUAGUUUAUCAUCUCUGCCAGCAGUGUGAGGCCUCUCUGCAAUUUCUACAGUCAUUAUGCCAACAAAAAUUGUUCAAAGAACGCCUACUCAAGAAUAAGGAACUAUGUGGAAAAGGAAGCAUUCUUUUUCUUGCUCAAUCCAUCCUGAAGUUAAACAUGGAAUCAUCUUUUCCAUGUAAGAUUAUGGCAGCUGUAUCUAGGCUAAAAGCUAAAAUACUUUCUAUUCUUCUAAGUUUAUGUGAAGCAGAAAGCAUUUCUUAUCUUGAUGAAGUUGCCAGCUCAUCACAAAGUUUAAAUUUAGCUAAAUCUGUUGCUUCAGAGGUAUUUCACUUACUAAAGACUGCUUUUGGAGGAGAUCCUAGACAUCUUGCUAAUGUCAGAAGUUACCCCAUGGGAUUCUUACAGCUAAAUGCAAUGCGGCUAGCUGACAGCUUCUCUGAUGAUUCAAACUUUCGAUCUUACAUGACAAAUUGUUUUACCAAAGUUCUGACAGCAAUAUUUUCACUCACCUAUGGGGAUUUUUUAUCUUGUUGGUGUUCAACUGAUCUCCCUGAGAAGGAGGAGGAUGCAACUCUUGAAUAUGAUAUAUUUGCUACUGUUGGAUGGAUUUUGGAUAACAUUUCUUCACCGGAUUUGUUGAACGGAACACCUUUAGAGUUCAACUUAAUUCAUAACAGCAUGCCCCAAGCUUCUUAUGCACAUCAUAGGACUUCGUUAUUUGUCAAAGUCAUUGCAAAUCUUCAUUGUUUUGUUCCCGACAUAUGUGAAGAACAGGAGAGGAAUCUUUUUGUUCUCAAGGUCCAAGAGUGCUUGCAACAGGAUCUAUCAAGCUUGCUGCCUGGAUUUUCUUUAGCUUCUGAUUGUCCUAAAGCUGCUGCUGCUUGCAAGAAUCUCCGUUCAUUGUUGAGUCAUGCAGAAUCAUUGAUUCCAAACUUUUUAAACGAGGAGGAUGUACAACUUCUAAGGGUGUUUUUUGGCGAAUUACAAUCACUACUUACUUCUGUUGGAUCCGGAGAAAACCGUAUUCAAGAUAACAAAGCUGACGAGUCAUUGUCCUUGGAUAAGUUUUCAAAACUCAACAUCAAUGAACACUAUCAGGAGGCUCAAAGUACAGGAGGAUGCUCGUCAGCUCUGCUAGGAAAGGAAACUACUAAUCUUAAUGAGAAGAGUAGUAACUUAAAGGAAGGAGUUUCAGAAAAUUCUGCAGUUCCGGGUGCAGACCAAGUUAAUAGCAGGGCUGCAGACAUAAGUAAAGGUGAUGACAUGAAUAGGCAAGAUCUAGCAGAAGAUAAAGGUAUAUCUAGUAAGACUGCAUCUGGAGAUGCAGUAGAAAUGGACAAGGAUACUCAGAAUGUUGACACGAGUGGUUCAGAUGCUAGUUCUGCAAAAAGAAAGAAUGUUAUUGAUCACAUUGACAACAUUGAGCUCUCAAAAUCAAGUGAUAAUGUUAAAAAAGUUGGAGUUGGAGACAAUCCUGAGGAUGAAAAGGUUGACACUGUACAGAGGAGGAAGCGAAAGAGAAAUAUAAUGAAUGAUAAACAGGUGACAAUGAUUGAGAGGGCACUGCUGGAUGAUCCUGAAAUGCAGCGAAAUGCAGCUGCACUACAAUUAUGGGCAGAGAAAUUAAGUCUCUAUGGUUCUGAGGUUACAUCUUCGCAGCUUAAAAAUUGGUUGAAUAAUCGAAAAGCAAGGUUAGCCCGCACAGCUAGGGACGUUAAAGCAGCAGCUGAUGCUACUGACAAUUCAGUCCAAGAUAAGCAAAGAGGACAAGUUGGGUCGUGCGACUCACCUGGCAGUCCAAGUGAUGCAUCUAACGCUAGAAAAGAUCUUCUAACUCUUGCUAGAAUAGCUUCUGCUGAUAACCCUGACUCUUCAAUGGCUGAAGUUAAUGGUGGCCCCCCAGAACUUUAGCGCAAGGCUGGUCGGUCUGUUGUUGUAAUUUGUGUAUCUGUGAGAACAGGUUGGUAAAGGGAAGGUGUUUCAUUUUCAAGUGCAGGGUAACUAGUAUGGGAAGUGCUUGGAGACAUGGUUCAAACUGUUCUUAGUCUUCGUGCGAGCUUCCUUGCGGGUACAUGGCUGAGAAAAUUUGCACACUGUUGGCUCCUUUAACGAGGCUGUUGGAACGACUGUCUGAUGGCGGAAAGACGUUGCUUUACUAGUCAAAGGAGCGAAAAGAGUGAGAAGUCUGUGGAGGAAAGUGAAGGGCUCUUUGGCAAUGAUAGUUUGUGACAUGAUUAGCAUCCAGCAGCCAAAUUUGAUGUUAGUGUCUUACUGUACAAAAAGUUUUUCAGAGCAAUGCGGCAAUUAAACCUUUAUCCGAGGAUUAGGGGGCGGAGAUGGGGAUGAUGAGAUGCAGUUUGAUGCGAUUUUACAAACAAGCAUUUGUUAAUCACUGAAUUUCCCCCGCCAUUAACCUUCUGACAGGCACUUUCCCUGUUAUUUUCUCGCUAAAUUGAAAGGUAUCAGGUCAGCAGGCACCAAAGAAGUUAUAAUAUUGUUGUCGCAUCCGGAAUUCUUGCAGUAUUCGUUCCCAGUAUGCGUAUUAUGAAGUCGGGGUAACAAGUAUUGAUUUUU